Phalacrocorax carbo (great cormorant) is the source of this 2905-nucleotide messenger RNA. NCBI's taxonomy places the organism in Eukaryota, Metazoa, Chordata, Aves, Suliformes, Phalacrocoracidae. The record is from RefSeq and is a predicted model, not a curated record.
CGGGGUGACAUCACCGCCGCCGCCGCACCGAGCACCCACCGCUUCGGCUGCUCGCCCGGGCGGGCGGCGGAGGGCUGCGGGCUCCCCGCUCCGCUGGGCCGGCUCGUCGGCACCCCCCCGCCCCCAGCCCUCCCCAAAGGGCGUCCUUUUCCUUGAUUUUUUUUUUAUUUUCCCCUCUCUUUUCCUUCCCCCCCCCCCACCCCCCCUUUCCCCCCUCCCCUCCGCGCAUCUCCCGCUCCCGCGGAGCUCCCGCAACCCUCCGCGGCUUCCCGCAUGGUUGUCACCGAGGGUCGAGGAGCACCCACGGUUCCCUGAGCCCCGCGUCCAAUCCUGGGUGUCAGGAGGCGCCCGACGAGCCUGUGGAGCAGAGCAGGGCAGAGCUCUUGUCGAGUCAAUGAGAGACCUCCACAAGUCUAGCGUGCUGGGAAGCAAGCACAGCAGCCUGAUGUCAUGGCGCCCGCAGUACCGCAGCUCCAAGUUUCGGAACGUCUACGGGAAGGUGGCGAGCCGGGAGCACUGCUUUGACGGCAUCCCCAUCACCAAGAACGUCCACGACAACCACUUCUGUGCCGUCAAUGCCCGCUUCCUCGCCAUCGUGACGGAGAGUGCCGGCGGGGGCUCCUUCCUCGUCAUCCCCCUCGAGCAGACAGGCCGGAUCGAACCAAACUACCCCAAAGUGUGCGGUCACCAGGGCAAUGUGCUGGACAUCAAGUGGAAUCCCUUCAUUGAGAACAUCAUCGCGUCAUGCUCCGAGGACACCUCGGUGCGGAUCUGGGAGAUCCCCGAAGGCGGCCUGAAGCGGAACAUGACGGAGGCCAUCCUGGAGCUGUACGGGCACAGCCGGCGCGUUGGCCUCGUCGAGUGGCACCCCACCACCAACAACAUCCUCUUCAGCGCUGGCUACGACUAUAAGGUCCUCAUCUGGAACCUGGACAUUGGGGAACCGGUGAAGAUGAUCGAUUGCCACACGGAUGUCAUCCUCUGCAUGUCCUUCAACACCGACGGCAGCCUCCUGGCCACCACCUGCAAGGACAAGAAGCUGCGGGUCGUGGAGCCGCGCUCCGGCAGGGUCCUGCAGGAGGCCAGCUGCAAGAACCACCGCGUCAACCGGGUGGUCUUCCUGGGCAGCACGAAGCGGCUGCUGACGACGGGGGUGUCGCGCUGGAACACGCGGCAGAUCGCCCUCUGGGACCAGGAAGACCUGUCCAUGCCCCUCAUAGAGGAGGAGAUCGACGGGCUCUCGGGUCUCCUCUUCCCAUUCUACGAUGCCGACACUCACAUGCUGUACUUGGCUGGCAAGGGCGAUGGCAACAUUCGGUACUACGAGAUCGGCUCGGAAAAGCCCUACUUGAGUUAUCUCAUGGAGUUUCGCUCCCCGGCCCCGCAAAAAGGACUGGGGGUGAUGCCGAAGCACGGGCUGGACGUGUCGGCCUGCGAGGUCUUUCGUUUCUACAAGCUCGUCACCCUCAAGGGCCUGAUCGAACCCAUCUCGAUGAUCGUGCCGAGGAGGUCGGAAACGUACCAAGAGGACAUUUACCCGAUGACUCCGGGUACGGAGCCAGCCCUCACGCCGGAUGAAUGGCUGAGCGGGGUGAACAGAGAUCCCAUCCUGAUGUCGCUGAAGGAGGGCUACAAGAAGACAUCCAAAAUCGUCUUUAAGGCACCGGUGAGGGAGAAGAGGAGCGUCGUCGUUAAUGGCAUAGACCUGCUGGAGAACGUGCCGCCCCGGACGGAGAACGAGCUCCUUCGGAUGUUCUUCCGACAGCAGGACGAGAUCCGGCGGCUGAAAGACGAGCUCUCGCAGAAAGACAUACGGAUCCGACAGCUACAGCUGGAGCUGAAAAACCUACGUAACAGCCCGAAGAAUAACUAACUUCCAGGGACAUUUUAUAAAUAAACUUUCUUUGUUUAUACUCGCUCUUUAAUUUUAUUGUAUCCACUUACACAGAAUAUGAGCCAGAAGCCAAGUGACCUGCCAAGAGCCCACUCGCUAACUGGAAAUACGUCCUCCUGGUCUUGUCUAGCACUAAAACCAAAAGCUACUGCAUGAGAGGCGGCUGGGGUGUCUGCCUGCCCCAGCAACGGUCUUGGAGUAAGUAGGCGAGCAGUGUCCCCUCCGUCAGGGUUAACCGGCCCCGGGGCAGCCGAGGCGGCGGCGACUCCCCAGGAAAGCGCGAUGCUUCGUUGCUAUUAAUUUCUUUUCCUAUGCAAAAAUGUGACAGCGGGUGCAGAACUGGAAACGGGGUGCGGGAAGGGCUUAAUUCACAAAAGCGCACUGCCGGGGCGCAGCCGGGUGGGCUCCGGCACAGCCAGGCUUCGGCAGGAGCAGCCUGUGCGUCUCCUCGGGCUACGGCUUGGGGAAGGCAGUUGCUCCACACGCGUGCCCGUGUGUCUGUGCACAUACAUCCUUUUAAAACAAUAAGAAAAGAGGCCGGGUUUCCUAACUGCAGAGGGUUUUUUGCUCCCUCCGCCUCUGGGAAGACGGAUAUCCCCCCCUCCUUCCCGCUGGGACGCGCGCCGGCGCCGCGGGGAGCGGGGAAGGAUGUCACCCGGCGCUGCCCCGAGGGAGGGACCCAGCGGGUGCCGGUGCUGCGCGGGCGCUCCCGGGGUUCACUACGCGUGUACAGUCAUGUGGGGCUUUUUUUUUUUUGUGGAUUAGGCCUGUAGCACAGGAAACAACACCAAAUACUGCUAGUUUACCUAUAUAUAUAUAUAUGUAUAUUUUCACUAAAUCAAGUUGCUGAACUGCCCGGCACUACCAGUGCAACGGUUUCUCCUCUCUGUCAUUUUACUUUGUGCCCCGCGCCCACUGCUUCGCCCUCUUUACAUUACAUGUGCUGUCAUUGCCUAUUAUUUAUGCUACUAUGGAAUAGUGAUGAAAUAAAAUGUUUUCAAGAUAGCAAAA